UUUCAGUUGUAUCUGCAGUUAAAGGGUCGCAGCAACCCGGGGGUUCGAAUGUGAACAAUGAAUCGGUGAAAAUGUGUCCGCUGGAGAUCUGAGCGCUUUGCUUGCAUCUGCGAGAAUUUUAUCGUGAAAGAGCCUCACUCCGGGGGUCUGACGCGGCAGAGUAGGUUUCCCUGGCGAUGGAUAUGGACAUGCUCUACAUGCUGCUGGUUGCAGGGGGAACGCUGGCCCUCCCAAUUCUGGCCUUCCUGGCCUCCUUCUUCCUCUGGCCCUCCACCCUCAUCAAUAUUUACUACUGGUACUGGAGGCGGACUCUGGGGAUGCAGGUGCGCUAUGUGGACUGUGGGGGGUACCGGUUCUGUUACUCCGUUCGGGGCAAGCCCGGGACACGCCCCUCCAUCCUGCUGCUGCACGGAUUCUCCGCCCACAAGGACAUGUGGCUGUCCGUGGUCAAGUUCCUCCCAAAACACCUGCACCUGCUGUGUGUGGACAUGCCGGGUCACGCUGGGACCAGCCGCACCUGCGCCGACGACUACAGCAUCCUGGGCCAGGUGCGGCGGAUUCACCAGUUUGUUGAGAGUGUUCGCCUGAAUAAGAAGCCGUUCCACUUGGUGGGCACGUCCAUGGGGGGGAGCGUGGCGGGGGUGUACGCCGCCCGGUACCCUGCCCACGUCUGCGGCCUCACACUCAUCUGCCCUGCAGGGCUGAGGUACCCCACUGAGAGCCGGUUCCUGAAGCAGCUCCAGGCUCUGCGGAGGGCAGGCGUGUCUGAGGGCCUCCCCCUGAUCCCCUCCACCCCCCAGGAGAUGGAGGACAUGCUGCAGCUCUGCUCCCAUGUCCGCUUCAAGGUCCCACAGCAGAUUCUCCAGGGCCUGGUGGAUGUGAGACUUCCACACAACGACUUUUAUAAAGAAGUGUUUAUGAAGAUAGUGGAGGAGGACUCUCGACACUGCCUGCAGGAUCACAUGACCCAGAUCGCAGCCCCGGUGCAAGUCAUCUGGGGAAAGCAGGACCAGGUGCUGGAUGUGUCGGGGGCGGAGGUGCUGGUCGGGGCUCUGCCCGGUUGUGAGGUGCAGCUGCUGCAGAACUGCGGCCAUUCUGUGGUGAUGGAGCGACCGCGCAAAACGGCCAAGCUUGUCCUGGACUUCAUCAUCGCACAGCAGGGCCUCCAGAGCUCCAGCAGCAAGAAGCAGUCCUGAGAGAGAGAGAGAGCGCCCCCUGGAGGCUGGGAGGGCACAGCAGUCCAGCACUCCCUUAGAUUAAUGAUUCUGUUUCUGUUUCCGUUCAUCUGGUCUCUCAGGGAGUCUUUUCUGUUUGUUUGUUUUUUAGAAUAACAACAUGAACAAUAAAAGCCCUCUACUGCA
This is a messenger RNA of Conger conger (European conger), 1361 nucleotides long. RefSeq names its product abhydrolase domain containing 6, acylglycerol lipase b (gene abhd6b). The record is from RefSeq and is a predicted model, not a curated record. The transcript is spliced from 9 exons. The coding region runs from base 177 to 1196 and encodes 339 amino acids. Lineage: Eukaryota; Metazoa; Chordata; Actinopteri; Anguilliformes; Congridae.